UCUCUCAUAACUCAUUUUAAAGGUACAUCAUCAAGUUCCAAUUCCGGAUGUUUGCAUUUCUAGAGAUUUUACGAUGAAUACCUUGAAGUUCUCGCGUCGUGAAAAUUAUCAUCCUUGUGACGACGCCUCGACUGGAGAGCGUCUUAUGCAUCGCCUCUGUCCUCGUUCGUUACGCAGAUUUUUCUCUCGAUGGCUUCCAAAAAAAGAAACUGAGCCGAAGUCAAAGACCGAUCUUGAAGAAGCCACCAGCGAGGAGCUUCAUCACUUGAUGACGAAAGUCGAUGAUUUGCUGAAGGUGCACAAUAAAGAUGAUUUACGCAGGAACGGAGGAGAUCAAGAGACUGAAGAAUAUUGGCUUUUGCAGUGUAUUGUGUGCGUGAAUGCUCGAGCCAUGUUGGAAACAUAUCCAUGCCGUCAUGCUGUGCUUUGCAAGGCGUGUUUUCUGAAGACAAUCCAAGUAGCCAUAUAUCGAGGAAUUCUGCCACUACAGUGCGUCCUGUGUCGUUCUGAAAUCUACAGCAUCUGUGAAAUUUCGGAUUUUGAGGACGAGCCUCCCGCUAUCGUGCUGAAACAAGCUCCACGAUCGGCCUCCAAGUGGAAUGGUGGUAACCUUGGGAAUGUGUUGAGAACUCCUUCAAACGAAUGCGAAUUUUUUAUGGAAAUGUUGAGACAUCCGGAUGAGCCAAGCUUAUUAGGCCCAACACAGACUAAGAAACCACGAAGACCAACGCUCUACGAGAAAGUUUCUAAUUUCUCCAAUGCUCUCCCGAAGUCAACCAGUUCAUCUGUGAGAGGAAGAAGGAUUCUUCAAAAAGGACGUGUUUCCCCAACCAUUCGGACGAAAGGAAAAACUGAUGCGAAGCGAAAUUUGAAGUCUCCCGAACUGCUGUCACCGCAGGAACAGUUUCGUUACCAAUUUCAUGAAGGCAAAAUAGCUGCCAUGCGAGAACGCAAGCUUCGACAAGAAACUUGGAAGUGAACGUGAAAUUACCAUGGCGAUUUGAUUGUGUUCUUUUGAAUUCCUUUCUAUUCCUAUGCGUGUGGAAUGUGCCCCUCCACCGUAUGCAACCAAUAGAUUUGAUGUAGUAUUCUAGUUUAAAAUUGAUAGUUUAAAUGUGUGGGAUGACCUAACAAAGUCUUCGAAACCAGAUCUAGUCGUCACUGAUAUUUCUCUGAUCUCAUUUGAUUAAAACCAGUUUUCGUAUGAAAAAUGAAGGAUAGUGCCUAGGUGUUCGAAAAAGUGCUAUUUCGGUAGAUGGAAGAAUAAAAAAGUUUUGUUAUAUAUGUUCAA
Notodromas monacha is the source of this 1291-nucleotide messenger RNA. NCBI's taxonomy places the organism in Eukaryota, Metazoa, Arthropoda, Ostracoda, Podocopida, Cyprididae. The record is from the annotation of a GenBank genome assembly.